Molecule: messenger RNA, 3924 nt
Organism: Erythranthe guttata (spotted monkey flower)
Lineage: Eukaryota; Viridiplantae; Streptophyta; Magnoliopsida; Lamiales; Phrymaceae
Source: RefSeq, a predicted model, not a curated record
AUGGCGUCAACCCAGGAAGUUGCUCGUAAUUUAUCAAAUCUAUUAGAAGGGGAGGUAACUCCUCUCCCGAAGCCCGUCAGCAGUCGCGGAGCCCCGGCGGGAGGAUCGCCGGAGGAGCCCACCCCAGGUAUCGCCAGUUCUUCAUUGGAAGGAGCAGGCACCACCAUAACCCUUACGGUAGAGCACCUCCAAGCGUUAAUCUCGGCUGCGGCCCAGGGCAAGCCCUCCGAAGGCGGAGGAGGCGCCACCGGGGAAAAACGAAAAUCGGAUGCACAAUCCGGGAGGUCGAUGGAGGAUGAUGAGCUCCAAAUGUUGCCGCCGUCAGAAAGCGAGGGAAUGGCGGGAACCCCCUUCACGGCAAGGCUGCAAUAUGGCGAGCUGCCAGCCACCUAUCGGCCCGUCACGUAUGAAUACACGGGGACCACGGACCCUUGGGAGCACCUGUCCCGCUUUGUCACGUCCGCUUCCCUUCAUAAGCUAACGGAUGGAAGAGACAGCGAGCCUUUGAGGAGCUAUGUGCAGAGGUUUAAUGCGGCGACCCUUGAAGUGCCUGUCACUAGCGAGGAGGUCCUCAUCAACGCCCUGGCACAGGGCCUGCAAAUGGGAGAGUUCUUCGAUUCCCUCUCCAAAAAAGCGCCCGUUUCCUUCAACGACCUACUCCGGAGAGCUGAAAAAUAUAUCAAUGCAGAGGAAGCGCGUCGGAGCAGGACCUUCGAGCCGGUCCCGACAAGACCCCGUUUUGAGAAUUAUGCCCCCUUGAGCACCGCCCCAUCAGAGAUCUUGACGGCCAUUGUGAAUCAUCCAAAACUCAAGUGGCCGCGUACCUAUUCAGAAGUCCCAAAGAAGCCCGCUAGUGCUGGACCUUAUUGCCGUUUCCACAAUGAGCAUGGACACUCUACCGACGAAUGUCAACACCUAAGGGAUGAAAUCGAGAGACGAAUCAGGAUGAAGAAUCUCUCGGAGUUCGUUGAGAAUAGUCCGAGAUCCACUGCCAAAUACCCACGGAAGGGAGGAAAUGGCAGUGCACAGAUUCCAGGCAGGCCGGGGAAGGACACCGACCCUCAGCCUCCCAACAAUUACAUUCACACCAUAUUCGGGGGCCCUAUGGGUGGGGAUUCGAAUCGGUCUCGAAGGGCCCACUUACGAGAACUACAGGAGUUAAGAGGGGAGCUCGCGAUGAUGUAUAGGGUAUCCAUCGCCCCACCUAUCACCUUUGGGAUAGAAGAUGAGACAGGGAUACAACAGCCGCACAACGACGCCCUAGUAAUCACGGCCAUGGUAGCAAACUACGACGUAGCAAGGAUACUGGUAGACACAGGCAGCUCGGCGGACAUAAUAUAUUACGAAUGCUUUAAACAAAUGCGGCUGAACUUCGAAGUACGGAGAGUGGAUACGGCCCUUAUAGGAUUUGCAGGGGAGGUGGUACAACCGAUGGGUGAGGUUACUCUCCCGGUGUCAUUAGGAACCGACCCCUUAAAAGCGACGCGAGCGGUAAGGUUCCUAAUUAUCGAUGCCCCGUCUUCCUACAAUAUGAUAAUGGGGCGACCCUCAAUGAAUGCAUUUGAGGCCGUCGUGUCCACAUUUCACAUGAAAAUGAAGUUCCCUGUCCUUGAUCGAGUCGGGGAAGUACGAGGAGAUCAGGAGACGUCCAGGAGAUGCUACAACCAGGCCCUCAGGGGACAACGACGCAUCAACCCCAUGGCCUGGGAUAAAGGAGCCACGCGGCAUGGGUGCGAUGAUAUCGGAAGAGCGGAGGAGAAAAGGCCUCGGGUGGACCCGGAGGAAAAAGAGGAGGCUCAUGUCCAGCCAAUGGAGGAGCUGAAGGUGAUCCAGCUCGACCUAAGCGACCCGACCCGGACUACCAAAAUAGGAACCGCGUUGAGCGCGGACAUGGCAGAGGAACUAUCAACCUUUUUGCGCCUAAAUCAGGACGUGUUUGCAUGGUCUCCUAAAGAUCUGAAAGGGAUCGACCCCACGGUGGUGGUCCACGAGCUAAACCUGAGGCCAGAGGCAAAUCCAGUCAAGCAAAAAAGGAGACAUUUUGGGCCAGAAAAGGACAAAAUUAUCGAAGGAGAGGUGCGGAAAUUGCUAGAGGCCGGGCAUAUUAAAGAAAUAAGAUUCCCGACCUGGCUGUCAAACGCGGUGCUCGUCAAAAAGGCGGAAGGGAAGUGGAGGAUGUGCAUAGAUUUCAGGGAUCUGAACCAAGCCUGCCCCAAGGACCAUUACCCACUGCCGAGGAUCGACCAAUUGGUAGACUCCACGGCGGGGUGCGCAAUGCUGAGUAUGAUGGGCGCCUCGCAGGGAUACCACCAGAUACGACUGAGCGAAAGGGACCAGCCGAGCGUAAGUUUCGUUACAUCCACGGGAACAUAUUGCUACGUCGUGAUGCCGUUCGGCCUCAAGAACGCUGGGGCAACUUACCAGAGGCUAGUGGACACGAUGUUUCGCGAACAAUUGGGUCGGAACAUGGAGGUAUAUGUGGAUGACAUGCUUGUCAAGAGUGAGGAGGCCGAGAGUCAUAUCGAAGAUUUGAAGGAAACAUUCGCAACACUGCGAAGGUACGGCAUGAAGCUUAACCCGCUCAAGUGUGCAUUCGGGGUAGAGGCAGGAAAGUUCUUAGGAUAUAUGGUGACCAAAAAAGGAGUCGAGGCAAACCCAGAGAAAAUUCGGGCGGUGAUGGAUAUGCGACCGCCUAAGAGCAUAAAGGAGGUGCAAACACUCGCAGGUAGAAUCACCGCACUAAGUCGUUUCAUUUCCCGAGCUGCCGAUGCAAGCUACCCAUUUUUCAAAAUCUUACGCAAGGGAUAUCAAUUCGAAUGGGGUGCAGAGGCCGAUCACGCCUUCGAGCAGUUGAAGGAAACCCUGGCCCGUCUUCCCCUACUCGCGAAGCCAAGAGCAGGAGAAAAACUAUAUGUAUACCUGGCUGCCGGGGAGCAGGCCGUAAGUGCCGUGCUCCUAAGCGAGCGCGAAGGGGUACAACGUCCUAUUUAUUAUGUGAGUCGAAUGCUCAAAGGGGCGGAAAGGAGGUACGCGGAGAUUGAAAAGAUAGGGAUGUCGCUUGUCGUUACCGCCCGGAAGUUAAGACCAUACUUCUUGUCGCAUUCGAUAGUGGUGAGAACCAACUUCCCAUUAAGAAGCACACUGGGCCGGAUGGACGUGUCAGGGCGGAUGGUUAAAUGGGCGGUCGAGUUGGGCCAAUUUGAUAUCGAAUACGAAUCCCGCACUGCGAUUAAGGGGCAGGCCCUAGCUGAGUUCUUGCAAGAGACAAUACGAAAAGAGCCGGAGGCCGAAUGGAAUGUUUUCAUAGAUGGAUCAUCUAAUCAAUCCGGAAGCGGGGCUGGGAUUAUGCUAGUCAGCCCCACGGGAGAAGAAUACGAGUAUGCGGUCAGGCUGACCUUUCGGGCCUCCAACAACGAGGCAGAGUACGAGGCCUUAAUAUACGCCCUCCAGUUGGCAGCAGAAGCGGGGGCGGACUGUCUAGAAGUGUAUUCCGACUCCCAAUUAGUGGUCCAACAAAUGAAAGGGGUAUUCGAGACAAAAGACGAAAGGAUGGGGGACUAUUGCGACAAAGCGAAAAGACUAUCGUCGAACUUUCGUAGGAUAAUUCUUAAACAAAUCCCAAGAAGUGAGAAUGAGAGAGCAGACUUCUUGGCUAGGGUAGGAAGCUUAUCUACAGAGUGUGGGAGCAGAAGGAUAACCAUCCUCCAAGGACACCCUCGGAGAUGCGAGGAGGUGGCCGUCGCGAGCGCCGCGGACGACUGGCGUAUGGACAUCAUUCGAUGCCUCGGAGGGUACGAACUGCCAUGUCGGCGAGAACAGAGCAAGCUUGUGGCAAGAAGUAGGGGGUUCUGCCUAGAUUGUGGUCUGCUGUACAAAAGAGGGUUCACGAGACCUCACUUGAAAUGCCUGAGCAGAGCGGAAUGA